Messenger RNA from Marmota monax (woodchuck), 861 nucleotides. RefSeq names its product iron-sulfur cluster co-chaperone protein HscB-like. Gene Ontology annotation, molecular function: protein-folding chaperone binding; ATPase activator activity. Gene Ontology annotation, biological process: [2Fe-2S] cluster assembly; protein complex oligomerization. The transcript is spliced from 3 exons. Gene Ontology annotation, cellular component: mitochondrion. Bases 1 to 861 code for a protein of 286 amino acids. NCBI's taxonomy places the organism in Eukaryota, Metazoa, Chordata, Mammalia, Rodentia, Sciuridae. The record is from RefSeq and is a predicted model, not a curated record.
AUGAACCUUGAAGAAUUUGGAGACAAGAAGUUCUUGUGGAAAUUUUUAUGUUCUGUGUAUUUUGCUGAUGAUGUUUUGCCAAAUGAUUCAGCUACAAGGAAAGGUUCCAAGAGGCUGGUGCUGGGAAGUAAAGCUGACUCUUGGGACAGAUGGCCUUACCAGUUGGCCAAGAGCUGGCGUAGGGUACUUAACUCAGCUGGUCUUCAGGUGCCUGCCCAGAGGCAGUGGUGCAGCCUGUGCACAGCUCACCCUGGAGCUUCCCCCUCUGCUCCACAUUUGUUCACUGUGACACUAUUUACACCUUUCGGAGCUUCACUCUCUGUCACCUUAAUGAGGGGAAGGGAAGAGGCUGAGAUUGAGAGAAGGGAAAAAGGCUCGGGAAACAACUGUUCCUUCAGAGUUGGCACUGCAAAACUCCAGCACAGGUUUCAGCAACUACAGCAUCUGGUCCACCCAGAUUUCUUCAGCCAGAGAUCUCAGACUGAAAAGGACUUCUCAGAGAAGCAUUCAAUCCUGGUGUAUGAUGCCUAUAACACCCUUCUGGCCACCCUGAGCAGGGGACUAUAUUGUAAGCUAAAGCUUCAUGGGAUAGAGAUUCCUGAAGGGACAGAUUAUGAAAUGGAUAGUCAAUUCCUCAUGAAAAUAAUGGAAAUCAAUGAAAAACUUGCAGAAGCUCAAAGUGAAGCUGCCGUGAAAGAAAUUGAAUCCACUGUACAAGCUAAACAGAAAGAAUGUACUGACAACGCGAGCAGAGCUUUUGAACAAGAUGACUUUGAAAAAGCCAAGGAAACUUUAACAAAGAUGAAAUACUUUUCAAAUGUAGAAGAAAAGAUCAAGUUAAAGAUGACUCCCUCUAGUUAA